Molecule: messenger RNA, 3429 nt
Organism: Panonychus citri (citrus red mite)
Lineage: Eukaryota; Metazoa; Arthropoda; Arachnida; Trombidiformes; Tetranychidae
Product: TBC1 domain family member 30-like
Exons: 11
Coding region: 1-2640 (879 amino acids)
Cellular component (GO): endoplasmic reticulum
Source: RefSeq, a predicted model, not a curated record
AUGACAUCACCUUCUUGUUCAUCUUUCCAAUCUCCAAUUACCACCAAUGGAUCGUCAAGUUUAGUCUGGGAAGAUAUUCCAUUGGACAGUGAAUGUGUUGUCAACCAGGAUGACAAAUCAACAAAAAGAAAUGUUAAUUGUUAUGUUAAUUAUGAUGAGGUAAACAACAAUUGGAAUCGUAAUAAUCAUUUUGUUAAAGAUGAAAAUGAUCUUGAUGAUGAUGAUGAUGAAGAUGAUGAUGAUACUUUAUAUUUUGAAGAAUCAGCAAGUGAAUAUCGGACACCACCAGGAUCACCUAAAUUAUUUUAUUCCAGUGAUGAGACAAUAAAUAAAUCACUUUAUCAACAUAGUGACUCUUUUCAUGGACAAUCAUCAUUACCUUUGGGCAAUCAUUUCCGUUCCAAUUCAAUUGGUGGUUGUAAUGAGUCACUUAAAUUAUCUUACCGGAAAAAGGGAAGAACCGGAUCUUUGGUUGAUCAAUUAUUGAAUGAUAUACAUUUUACUUUAAGGAAAACUGACCAUAGACGGACAAGUCGCUGUUCGGACACAAGUAGCCUUUCACCUCCUGAUUUUACCUACAGAUUACCACAUAUAAGGAAAGCAAAUCUACUCGCCAAAGAUAUUAGUGAACUACAAGUGCUACUCAGUACAUUGGAAUGUGAUAUUAAAAGGAUGAAUUCUAUUCUACUUCAUCAUUUAAAGAAAAAAGAUCGACUCCAUUUUCAACGUGGACAACUUUUCGAUAUAAUUACUGCCGCUCUUCAGGCCAUCUCACCAAAACGACUGGACACCAAGAUGAGGUUUUCAAUUGAACCAAGUCCAGGAGAUUCUGGUUUCAAUCAAUGGCAUGAUGCCAUGAGGAUGGUGGCUCGGCUUCCAGGGGGAAUACCAAAUGAAUUCAGAAAAAAGUUAUGGUUAACAUUAUCUGAAAGAUUCAUUGAGAGUCGAAAUAUUAAUUGGAGUAAAACUUCAAAGUUCUGUUUCAAUGAGAAGUGUAACCCUGAAGAUGAUUCCCUUGGAACCCAAAUUGUAAAGGAUCUCCAUCGAACUGGUUGUAGUAUGUUCAGUGGCGCUGAUUCUGAACACAAUCAAGCGCUUCUCAAACAAGUUUUACUUGCUUAUGCUCGUUGGAAUCGAGGUGUUGGUUAUUGUCAAGGGUUUAAUAUGCUCGCAGCAAUUAUCCUGGAAGUCAUGGAUUGGGACGUUGAUAAUUCACUUAAGGUAAUGAUUUAUCUGAUUGAAGGAGUUUUGCCAACCAGUUAUUUCGCCAACAAUUUAAGAGGCCUUUCCGUGGACAUGGCCACUUUCCGUGAUCUCUUACGUCUUCGACUUCCUGAACUGUCCAAACAUCUUGAUAAAUUGCAAAACCAAGCCGCAGAUACAAGUACCGGGGCCAGUUACGAACCCCCACUGGUCAAUGUAUUCACCAUGCAAUGGUUUUUGACCCUCUUCUCAAAUUGCCUGCCCAAACCAUUGGUCUUACGGAUUUGGGAUCUGAUAUUUUUGGAAGGCAAUGAAAUCCUGAUCAGAACUGCCUUAGUAAUUUGGGAUUGUCUUCAAGACCGUAUAAUUAACGUUGAAAGUGCUGAUGAAUUUUAUUCAAUCAUGGGAGUUUUAACUCGAGAGAUGAUGGAGUUUGGAGUUAGAGAUACAAAUGAACUUGUAAAGACCAUUUGUACCAUGGCACCAUUUCCGUUUCCACAAUUAGCUGAUAUUCGUGAGAAAUAUACAUUUAAUAUAAGACCAUUAACUUCAUUGGUUAAGAAAGGAGUCAAUUUGUUUUACUCUGAUGAAGAGGAAGAUGAUUCAACUACCGAUACAAUUAUGGUAGCAAGUUGGUGUCUAUCUAAUGGCCUGACCAAUGAAAAGAGUAGAGAACGAAGCGGAAGUCGAGCCACCUCACCUUCAACCCUUGAUGGUUUCAGCAAUAGUUUAUCAAUGAUCGGCUCAACAAUUGGCUCCAAUUCAACAAAUUUCCUAUCAUCGGCUAAUAUUGACCCCCAAAGGAUGAGCCUUGACAUAUCGCUAUUAAAAAAGCAAUACAUGAAACUUAAGGAGCGCCAACGACAAGCUCACAUUAUCCUAAUUGAGGGAUUUCAAAAUGCUCAAUCAAAUUCAGUUACCAAGAAACAAUCAAUGACGGUUAAUCAUUUAUUACAAGGUAAAACUGCUCUAAUUGCCAAGCGACCCAGAAAACCAUGUUCGGUGCGUCAACCUACAAUCGGAAGUGCUAUCGGAGUUGGUAUCAUCGGGGGAGGACGAAGUACCGUAGUUACUGGUACUAAUAAUGUCGGACGAUGUCCAGUUUCCAAGAAAUGUCUCUCUGAACGGUCAAAAACUGUCGCCGAUCUUGACCCCUUGUUAAAAUCUGCAAAGGUUACUCUUGAAGAGAAAGGAAAAGAAUCGGGAGAAACGCUUCAUUGGAAUGACCUGAGAAUUGAACGUAAAAAGAAUCGUAUCACUAGGAAAUUAUCUGAACCCUCUUUGUCCGUUUGUAGGGAACAUGAGGAAAGUGAAUUUCCUGAAGAUGAAGAGGAUGAGGAAUCUAACGAACCGGAAGUGGCCUUUAUUGGUUAUUCAAGUUCCGCUAAAUUAAAUUCAAAGGCAAACGAAGAGUUAGAAAAUCAACUAAACCAUUGAAUGGAUCUAAACGGGAAAAUUCAUUAGAUUCUGAUGAUCAUGAUGAUGAAGAUCAUGUUAUGAGCAGUUCAUCAUCCGAUAUUAGUAGUUCCAGUAUUUUAAGCAGUGAUUCAGAUUCAAGUUCAACUGAGCUUUGUGAUGAAAUUGAUGAUGAUGAUGAAGAUAAUGUUAACCAUAAUUGUGAUGUUGAUUCAUUGCCUGAUGAUAAUGAAAACCACAAUAAUAAUAAUGGUGAAACUGUUGAUCAUCUAAUCAAUAAUCCUUUAGGGGUUAACAAUUCAAAAUGUUCAAGGAAAUUGAUAAAACAUAAAAAACGAAAUGAAACUCAAUCAAAAACCGGAAACGGAAUUGAUAAAGAAAGUGAUAACCAAAUUAGUGCCAAAAAUUGCCUUAAUAAUACAGUUAAUCAUCAUCAUCAUCAUCAUCACCAUAGAGUUAAAAAAAUCUCGGAUAAGAAGGUGAUUAACUUGCCAAAUGGUGAUGAGAAACAAUUAGUUAAUCAUCAACAAUUAAAUAAUCUUAGUCAAGUUGAGAUUAAUCUAAUUACCAAUGGAGACGAUUCUAUUGAUGAUAUUAAACGGCAAUUGUCUGAUUUAAGUGUUGAACAAUGUAUUCAGAAAUUAAAUGAGAAAAUAUCUUCAUUAAGUUCAGAUUAACUUAAUUGUUGAUGAUUAAUUUUAAAUAUCCCAAUAAUUAUGAUGCAAAAACAAUCAAAUUAUAAAUAUAAAUGAAAUUAUUUGUUCAAUUUACCUUUUAAAAAAAUGAAUACAAAUUGUAAUCAUCGAUUGU